Molecule: messenger RNA, 1847 nt
Organism: Contarinia nasturtii (swede midge)
Lineage: Eukaryota; Metazoa; Arthropoda; Insecta; Diptera; Cecidomyiidae
Product: (11Z)-hexadec-11-enoyl-CoA conjugase-like
Exons: 8
Coding region: 640-1833 (397 amino acids)
Biological process (GO): unsaturated fatty acid biosynthetic process
Cellular component (GO): endoplasmic reticulum membrane
Molecular function (GO): stearoyl-CoA 9-desaturase activity; iron ion binding
Source: RefSeq, a predicted model, not a curated record
GCAAUCGUCCGAUAUGUCUUAAUGCUAAGCGGUCGAACACAAAGAGAAAAAAAAAAUAUCACCGUACGUAACUAGAAACAAAAUCGUAAGAAACGAAUACAGAAAAAAAGCAGCAACAACCCUAAACGCCUUAUCAAUUUACAGUGAAUUGAAAUAUAAAUUUGAGAGUAAGCCGAGCGACUUAUUCAGUGAACUUUUUGAAUUAUUAACGAGAACGUGUUGCUCUUUUGAAAUUUCGUUGGGAAAAAGUAAAAUAAAAAAAAAAACCGGUGAAAGUGCACGAAUAUAUGGUUGGCUGGGUGCAAUGAAUUUUUGAAGUCGCACACACCUUCCAGCAUCUCACUACAACGGAACUAUUGAAAAAACAACGAAACAGUAUACGACUACCUGAAUUGUGUGUAGUAAAACAAAGUGCGAAAACCAUAAAUACAAUAAAAUUGUUAUACAUUCACGUGUCUCAUUCUCACCGGUGAUUCUUUUGUGUGUAUUUGAAUUUUUGUGUGUAGUUUGUGUAUUAAGUUUGACAGAUUUCAUCUUGAUACAUACAUUUUUUAUACAUACUCAUUGGUGAUAUAAUUUGAGUUUAGUGCAGUUGUGAUUUAGACACAAAUUAGCAAUUCCAUAGAAUAAUUUUACAAAAUGGUUGAAGCGGAGAGAAAUGAUUAUAGUUCGUCAUUUGACGAAGAAUUUACAACUAAACAAAGACCAAACGUUACACGUCUUAAUGGGGCCGCUAAUAAAGAUGAAAACGCAAAUACAGAACCAAAAAAAUCAAGUUCAUCCGAUGCAUCAUGGACAAUGAAAGAUUUAGUUUGGAAAAAUAUCGCCUUUUUUGUUUAUCUACAUUUGGGCUCAUUUUAUGGAUUGUAUCAAAUAUUCACCGGUCAAUGUAAAAUAGCAACUAUUCUCAUGGCGAUUUUGCUAAUUCAUUGGGGUUUAUUGGGUAUUACUGCUGGAGCACAUCGUUUGUGGUCACACAAAGGCUACAAAGCAAAAUGGCCAUUGAAAGUAAUUUUGGCUUUUUUCAAUACCAUUGCUCACCAAAACGGCAUUUGGGUUUGGGUACAUGAUCAUCGUGUACAUCACAAAUACCAAGACAGCCAUGCUGAUCCACACAAUGCUGGUCGUGGAUUGUUCUUCUCACAUUUUGGAUGGUUGAUGGUUACAGAAAGACCAGAAGUUGAAGAAAAAAGACGUACCAUUGACAUGAGCGAUUGUGUAGCCGAUCCAAUUGUCAUGUUCCAGAAGAAAUAUUAUUGGUAUCUUAUGCCAUUGAUCUCGAUUAUAUUGCCAACUUGGAUUUUGUGCCAUUUCUUCGGUGAAUCAUUGAGUGCUGCAUGGCACGUUGGAUUUGUUCUAAGACAUUUGUACACAUUGCACGACACCUUUUUAAUCAACAGUUAUGCUCAUGCUGUCGGUACAAAACCAUACGACAAAAGCAUUCGACCAACCGAUCACAAAUUGUUGGGCAUUAUGACUCAGGGUGAAGGCUGGCAUAAUUACCAUCAUGUAUUCCCAUGGGACUACAAAACGGCUGAAUUGGGAAAUUAUCGUUACAACAUUACAACGGCGUUCAUUGAUUUUUUUGCUGCCAUUGGAUGGGCCUAUGAUUUAAAAACCGUAUCAAAGGAAACAAUUCAAAAGCGAAUGGCACGAUGUGGUGAUGGUAAUGUCAAAUACAGUCAUGCAACCAUUGAUGAUUUAAUGCGUUUGCAAGAAGCCAAACAUGACGAACCAGCUGAACCAAAAGAACUUGUCUGGGGUUGGGACGAUGCUGAUUUCGAUGAAAACGAGAAAAGAACCGCCACCAUUAUCCAUAAAGCUGAAGACUAAUUUGUUUAAAAAAA